CCCGCGGGGCCUGGCCCGGCCCGCUUACGGGUAGGGGAUACCCGAGUGGCGAGACGUUUCGCUGCAGAUCUGGAGUGAAACGCACGGUAGAAGUUUCCAAAGGGUCCCCCUCCUUAAAUACGGAGUAAAAAGGUGGUUUGGGAGCCGUUUCAGCUCUGUCCCACUUUUUUCCUAUUUAUGAUAUUUUGGCGUUCACUCCGACGUGUUUGCUUUCUGUAAAUGCAGGGAGUAGUCAUGACAAAGAAUGAGGCCACCCCAACAUGACUGUACUGUAAGCUUGAGUAAAACCGUCCUGCCGACCUACUUGUGAGCCUUGUGGGGAAAAAAUGAACUUGUCCUUUUUUGGUUGUUUGUUGGGUGGUUGGUUUUUUGGGGGGUAUUUGUGUGUGAUCAAAGGAAUAUCAAGCUUAAGACAGAAGAACUCAUUUGAGGCUGUAAAGCGUGGAAUACUUACCAAGGUGAAAGUAAUGGUGCUCAGUCAAAGUUAUUUGUUCCCAAGAUGUAAAAGGCAGUGUUAGGUUAGACUAGGGUGGUCAUUUGCCUGUUUAGCUGUAAACUUCUAGUUUGUGUUUCCCAAUUUUAUUAGCAGUGCCCACCCAUCAGCUGCAUAGUGAACUUGAAUCCAUCUGGGUGACUUUGUCCCAUUGGUGUUUGACUUGUGGGUGGAAGAGCUGAAAUGAUUGCCAAAAUCUCAGUAACUUAAUUGUUCAACUCAGAGUACCAACAUCUUCUUGAUCAUUAAUGCCAUUUAAAGUUUUGGCAACUGAAACUAUAAAUGGAAAGGCGUUAGAGGCAGAUAUAUACAAUGCAAUUCCUACUGAAAAGGUGGAUGGAACCUGCUGUUACGUAACUACCUAUAAAGGGCAACCGUAUCUAUGGGCCAGGCUGGAUCGAAAACCCAACAAACAAGCUGAAAAAAGGUUUAAACGUUUCUUGUAUUCAUUGGAAGAUUGCAAAGAAUUUAUUUGGAACGUUGAGGAGGAUUUCAAGCCUGUUCCAGAUACUUGGAUCCCAGCAAAAGACAUAGAAUUCUCUGAUGGAAAUCCAUUGCCUGAUGAAAAUGGACAUAUGCCAGGUUGGGUGCCUGUGGAGAAGAAUAGUAAGCAGUAUUGCUGGCAUUCAUCUGUUGUAAAUUAUGAGGCUGAAAUAGCCCUGGUAUUGAACUACCACGCUGACCCAGGGCUUCUGCAAAUCAGUCCAGUGCCAUUAUCAGAAAUUUUAGAACAAACAUUGGAGCUUGUUGGGACUAACAUCAAUGCAAAUCCAUAUGGAUUAGGAAGCAAGAAGCAGCCUGUACAUCUUCUUGUACCACAUGGAGCAUUUGAAAUAAAGAAUCCACCUGCUUUGAAACAAAAUGACAUACUGUCUUGGUUUGAAGGCUGCAGUGAGGGUAAGGUUGAAGGAAUUGUGUGGCACUGCCAUGAUGGAUCUUUAAUCAAGCUCCAUCGCCAUCAUCUUGGUUUACGCUGGCCACUUGCAGAGACAUACCUUAAUUCUCAGCCUGUUGUCAUUUCUUUUAAUAGAACUAAAUAUGACUGUGACUUUGAACCAAAGAGUUUGUUUCACCACUUUUCAAACUUGGAUGGUCAAAGAUUUGACAGACUCCAAGAUAUCAAGUUUGAUGCUUGAAAUUAUUUUUCUCUUCUAAGUUAAUUUUUUUAUGUGCUGCAUUCCACUUACUUGUGUCUACCAUGGAACUCUUUACAAAUUCUUCUAGCUUAGGCAGCAGCCUAGGUACUGUGCCAUUUUAAGUUUUUCCUAAAUGCCUAAUUUUAUAUAGCAGGAGAUCUGACAUCUAGAGCAGAGAUCUAGCUUUCAGAAUAUUUAUUUUCAGUUCUGAAAAAUCGUUAACUUCUGAGCACAUUUCUGGAAACUGUUAUAAUUAAGUGUAAGAAGUAUGUUGUCUUAACACUGGCUGGUCCUAAUAUCUUCCCUAAUUAAUGCAAUCAACUGUAAAAGUUCCAUAAGUUGCACGUCUGUAACUAUAAUUACUGUGAUACUGUUAUACGUAGGAUUUAGAUUUAGGAUCUAGUUGUUUCUUAACAGUAUAGGACAAACUUCAGGUGGGACCAGAAUUAUUUCUGAAAUUUGAUAAAUUUUUUUUGGAAGUUAUAACAAUUUAUUUUGGGGGAAGACUUUUCACUGUAUUAUUUAACUGGUAAGCUGAAGCAUUAUGCUUGAGCUGAAAACCUAAUUAAGCUAUAUCCUACAGGUACUUCCACUAGUUUGGGACAAAAGGUGUCAAUAAGAGAAAGUAUACUAGUUCUAUUUUGGAGAUCCUUAGUAACUGGAGACAGAUGUGACUUGGUUUAAUAGUACUCAAUUUUCAGACUAUCUCAAUUUUCAGACUAUCUCAAUUAGGAAACUUCAUCAAGGGCAUAUUAAGUAAGAUGGCAUAUGAAUAAUAAAGGUGAGACUGUGAUUGUUUGAGUUGGCUUUAUUUUAUCUGUGCUAUAAAUGUAUACAUUCAGUUAUAUAAAAUAUACAAAAUGAAAAAUCAGUUAUCUAGAAAAAUACCAGUAGUUUGGCUGAAACACUGUAACUUUUUUUGUUCCUAGAUUUUCUAAACUGAAGGUAAAAAUAACCAGUGAUAAAAGAACAGACAUCUAGCACACUGACCCUGAGUCCAUAGUUAAGAAAUAUGAUCACAAAAGAUAGCAAGAACAAAUUAAAUAUUCUUGUAAAUGUGGAACUUAGCAUAUUUUAAGUUUGUCAACUCUUAGGAUAAGUCCAAGGUUUCAACUCCAUGUGACACCUGUAUAUUAUCCAAAUUACUGUUCUAAAUGAAAAUAUAACAUUGUAGAGGGGUUGGCAGAUGUAAAACUCACUUUUACUGGUGUAUAUAAAUACCAUAACCUGUUGACUAAUCCAAUUAUGCACUCUUACCUAUGUGCCAAACUGUUGUAACUUUAAUAGACUUGUAUCAUUCCAAGAUAAAAACAGACAAAUCAGUAAAUGUCCCAGAAUUUACUUUCACUGUCUAUACUGAGGAUACUAAGCACUGGCCUAAUCAACAGAAACAUUGCCUGGACUACCCACUUGAAUGCCAUGCUCUUCAGAAAGCUGCUUUAAUCUGUCUUCUAAGAUGAUAUUUUUCUUUAUUUCUUCAUUGUAGUUGUAUUUCAGAUCCUCAAUUUCUUCAAAAAUGGAAGGGUCAAAUUUUUCUAGUUCUCUUCUCAGCUUUUUUGUUUCCUCCUAUUAAAAAGAAUAAAAGAGUACCACCUGUA
Molecule: messenger RNA, 3227 nt
Organism: Apus apus (common swift)
Lineage: Eukaryota; Metazoa; Chordata; Aves; Apodiformes; Apodidae
Gene: RLIG1
Product: chromosome 1 C12orf29 homolog
Exons: 7
Coding region: 742-1629 (295 amino acids)
Biological process (GO): response to reactive oxygen species
Molecular function (GO): RNA ligase (ATP) activity
Source: RefSeq, a predicted model, not a curated record